AUGGAGCCUGGGGUUGAGGACGGCGGGGAGGUUCCCCGUUUGGUGGCCUCUUCCUCCUGGGAGGCUCCUCGAUGGGGCUUGACCCAGAGCCUUCGCCUGAUUAACGCUGGCCAGGAAGGCCCUGAUGGUGGCGGCGGAGACGGCAGGGAUGAGGAGGUGCUGGGGCCGCCGGCUCCGGGUGAGGAUCUUGUUCUCUUGAAGAGGAAAGUGGACAAUGAAGAUGAAAGUUUCUGCUUCCUAUACCUGAAGUGUAAUCCUCACAGAUGUGAAGAAAUAGUUUCACUCAGGAUUUUAAGUGAAGCGAGGAAUAUGGAAGUGUAUGCCAGAGAGGAAUAUUGUGGAACCAGUAGAGGAGAGAAUGUUUGUACUAUCCAGAAUAACAGUGAAAAUGAGAUUACUUUGUAUAAGAAAUAUCUAAAAUUAGAAUGUUCCACAGACUCUUGUAAAAUUAAGCUACUUUCUUUUGGUGAUAAACAAAAUAUAUUUGUGAGUAAAAUUAUAGUACAAGUAAGGACAGUUUCUGCAAAUUCUUCAACAAGUUUUCCUGCUCUAGGAUCAAGGAUAGAUCUAGACAGGGUUCAAACCAUGAUGGAAUCCAUGGGAUCAAAAUUAUCACCAGGUGCUCAACAACUGAUGAACAUGGUUCGAUUUCAACAGCGAAAUUGUAUUCCUUUUGGAGAACAACUUCAGUGUAUCUUGGGAAAGAAAGACCCAGCUGUUUUUGGAGAUGAACAUAUGCUUGAUGGAUUGCACAAGUCAACAACUUCAGGAGUAUUAGAUAAGUCAUCCACUCCAUCUUUUUCUUGUAAGUUUGGAUUGACAUCUGGAGCGGUCACAGAAGAUAUAAAAGCUUACAUGGACAAAAACACAGAACUUUCUGCUAGAGGAAAUAUAGGAAAUAUUCAGUAUCCUGAAGAGAAUAAAACUAUACAACAAAAUAAGAUUCUUCCUGAAAAUGAUCUUAAAUUUUUAAUAUCCUCUUGGUUGCAAAAGAAAGCAAAUGAUAACUCAAAUACACCUAGUUCUGAGCUGCUUCCUUUCCUUCAAAACCUGUGUAGUCAAGUAAACCAUCUCCGAGUAGGAGAUAAGAAUAAGCCUCAGGGAAACAAUACAAAGCCAAAUGAAAGUGUUGUAAGCAUUGGAGUGGAACAGCAGCCUGUUUGUUCCUACUUGGAAAAGAUAAUUUCUAAAAAUAUGGAACUGAUGGAGAAGAAACUUAUGGACUACAUUGACCAGCGUAUGUACAAAUUACAAGAGCACAUAGAUAAUAAAGUUGUUCUAUUAAUGGACUUGCUGCAAAAUUCCAAUUCCACAUCUACUCGGGUGACGCAAGAACAUUAUGAUUCUGGAGAGAGACUCUCAAAUGGAGAGAGAUAACUACUUAAUACUGUUAUGAGCAACAGAUGUCUGCUAGACACAUGCACACAUACCCCAAACUUCCAAAAGGUUUGGAGGGAAAUUUUCAGUCUGAUAGCCUUCCAAGGGUUAUUUUCUGGUUAAUGUAGAACAACCUCAGUGUUUGAUAUUUUAUUGCACUUGUUACUGUAAUUCUCAGUAUUGCACACUAAAAGUUAACCUGAUAGUGUCAUAAAAUAUUUUUUACUAGCAAUAUUUUUCACUCUUAUAAGAUCUUACUUCUAUGGCUUUAUUACUUAAAAAGAUGCUGUUUUAAAAGAGCCACUUUUAGAAUUCUAAUUCAGCUCAACAAAAUUAACUGUGAUCUCAUAUACCCUUUUAAAGAGAGCAACUUUUUUUCUAUUUAUA
Molecule: messenger RNA, 1764 nt
Organism: Gracilinanus agilis (Agile Gracile Mouse Opossum)
Lineage: Eukaryota; Metazoa; Chordata; Mammalia; Didelphimorphia; Didelphidae
Gene: C2H10orf88
Product: chromosome 2 C10orf88 homolog
Exons: 6
Coding region: 1-1377 (458 amino acids)
Source: RefSeq, a predicted model, not a curated record